GAAGCGCAACGGUGGGGCCCUCAAUCGGUUGAAGCCAAGGCCAAAGCUCAAAGCUCAAAUAUUCAUGGGAAACAUAAAUGCGCGAGAAUGGCAAAACGACUGGCAGCAGACCAAAUGUUGACUGUUGUUAGUCGAGUAGAGACCGCUCUUCAAAGUGGGAAUGCUCACAGAAUAAAUAUAUAUACACAACUAGCUAGAUAAAUAUGUAAAAUAAUUAAGAGACCUGAAAAAGUUAAAUUUAAGACAAGUUUUGCAUUUUAAGAUGAACCAAAAUUAACAUACAACACAAACUGUGAUAGUGCAAUAGAAUAGAAUAGAACUUUAAAGCAACUAGUGUGCCCAGCGUCUGUGAAAUACCCGCCCGCACCUUGGUCACACUGCCGCAAAAUGCAUAUCUGUCUAGUUGCCGCGAAUAUGCACGCAGCUGAGCUUUAAUCCGCCCGAGAAGAUGACACUAAUUGGGCCGCGGUCAACGUUGAGUGUGUUUAGCGUUUUGGGUUCGGUGUUUUGGGUUAGUUUUAUGUUUUUAGUGGGCCGCAUUUGGGUAUUCAGUGUCAGUUUCGCUCGGUUCUUCGGCCACAACUGACGACUGUUGAAUCCGUUGAUUCCGAAUCCGUGUGUGUGUGGGCUUUUCACCUGUCGAAAGGUGCGAAUUAGUAUGACACCGCCCCGGCUGAGUCGCUAUUUGAUGGCAGUGCGUGGUGGGCGUGAUGGGGAGCAGCACAGCAAGAACUCGCAGACCGACGAAGAGAAGCAGCGCGAUCGACAGCGAAACGAGCGCGAGGCCAAAAAGGAAGAGCAGGACGCCAUCAACUACAAGCGCGACAAGGAGCAACGCGAGGCCCGUCUGCUGGACUUUGAGAUACGCCGCCAGCAGAAGCGGGACGAGCAGCAGCAGCAGCGCCAGCAGCAGCAGCAACUGCAGCAGCACCGCGAGCAGCAGCAGCAGCAGCAGCAACACCAGCGCGAGCAGCAGCAGCAGCACCGCGACCAGCAGCAACAUCAGCAGUCCAGCGAAAAGAGUCCGCCCACCUCCUCCGCCGCCGCCGCAGCCGCCGCCGCUGCCGCCCACCAAACGCAUCCUCAUCCGCAGCAGCAGCAGCAGCAGCAGCAGCAGCAGCGACAGCACUUGCAUCUGCAGCAGCAACACCUGCAACACCAGCAGCAGCAGCAACAACAGUCAACGGGCAGCGGCAGCAGCAACACACCCGUGACCCCCAAGUUGCAGACACCGCCCCCCGAUCGAUCGCUGCCCCCCGCCUUUCGAAGCCGCUCCAUCGAGCGGGAGAUUCUCUACGAGCGGAAGCGAUUCUCGCAGCCGGAAGCCGGCGAGAUCAAGGUUUUCCAUCACUAACCAUCCACCCAAAAAUCCACCAACCACCCAUCACCCAUCACGCCCAUCCAUCCAACCCACCUGCACCUGCCAGCGACAUAUUUUUUUAUUUUUUCGGAAGGUGGACAAAAGAUUCGGUCUAUUGUCGUAAAAAAUCAUCCCACUAAUUUUACAUGGUUUUUUUAAGAUUAUUUACAACACAAUUCAUAGCAACAGAAUUUUGUAGGUGGAUACCAACCUUGGAUCAUGUUAUAUGAGUUUUCUUUUCUUGUACAUUUUGUUAUUAUUGAUACAAAUAUUAUUGUUUAUUAA
Drosophila suzukii is the source of this 1645-nucleotide messenger RNA. Its product is annotated as UPF0746 protein DDB_G0281095-like. NCBI's taxonomy places the organism in Eukaryota, Metazoa, Arthropoda, Insecta, Diptera, Drosophilidae. The record is from RefSeq and is a predicted model, not a curated record.